AAAAUCACUCGCAAAGUGUGCAGCCCACAUCCGCGGUUUAAAAUGCUAACCGCUCCUUCACCUUUCCAUUGCAACUUGUAAUUUGUAGAGUAGAAUUCCAGCGGUAGGAAAAAUCUUUACUUCAAUUUCCCGUGGUGGCAGGAAUAUGUUUGCAGAGCGCUGGCAGGGCUUGGAAUGUGGUGAAAUCCUUCACGGUGGAUCAAAACUGCUGACUGCCAGCAAUACAUGUAUGACUUCUGAACCAACUCUGCCUUGCAAACGAAGGAAGCUUCUGAAUAACGCCAUUAUUGUGUUUCCUGGUGAGCCAGAAGCAGAUGAACUGCCUUCAUCUACAGUCAGCGGAAGUCCUUCAAAGACUCAAAUCUUGUUCGGAAAUAAUUUGGUUGCUACAGAUCCUAUUACUGCUGCACACAAGUAUGAAAGAGAUCUAGUUGGUUCUGAUGCUCUUGCAAAUUCACAGGGCCUUGAUAGCGGUCCUGGUUUAGACAUUAAAUUAUCUAUGAGUUUUGACCAUGAUUCUGAAUCACAGUUGAUACGCUCUGACAAAACGAGCAGAUCUGAUGGUUUGCGUUUACUGGAAGGCAAGACGGGGGAUUGUUUUGGUGUUACUAAUAAGACUGAAGUUAAUAAACCCUAUGGUGAUAUUAAAGGAGUAGAGGAGGGAAAGGAAGACCGCUCUAUAAGAGAUCUCUGCAUUUCUGUUCUCAAUAGCCAAAGGUUGCCUGUCAACGACUGGUCUAGUACAAGUAGUCCUUUCACACAACUUCCAGAAGUUUGUAAUGAUGGGCCUUUUACCCAAACUUGUAAACAGUGUGGUAAUUCUGAAAGUACACUGGAAAUGUUACUUUGUGAUCAUUGUGAAGAGGCAUAUCAUAUAGUUUGUUUGAACCCUAGGUUAAAGAAGUUGCCAACUGAUGAGUGGUUUUGCCAUCACUGUUCAAAUAUGAAUUCGAAAGUUCUCCAAGAAACUUCCUCUCUUAAAUCACCUGUUCCAAGUUGGAGGAGAGCAACUGCUAAAUUUGAAAUGGGUCCAAUAGCAAUCAUGUUGAAAUAUCCUGAGCCAUACGUGUCCCAUGUCAGAAUUGGCAAACCAUUUCAAGCAGAAGUUCCUGAGUGGUCUGGUCACGUUCCCAAAGUAUUCUGUGAUGGUUAUAUAGGAGCCAAGUUCUGGUGCUAUGGUAAAUAUCCAGACAGCUUCUACUUGAUCUUGCUAUACUCGCUCUUUGAUGGUUAUUUCUUUGGUGAACCAUUGGAAUUGGAUCCAGCAGAAACUGUUGCUUCAAAUGUCCGCUGGUGGUUUCCCAAGUCCAAUUCCUUGAGCAAUUGGCUCCAAUGUCGAGAAGUCCAUUAUGAUGAUGCAAGAAAUUGUGUUGGCGGAACUGUAUGUGGGAAAUGGCGCAGGGCACCACUUUCUGAAGUCCAAACUGAUAACUGGGACUGUUCUUCUGCUGUUGUUUGGGACCCAGCUCAUGCUGAUUGUGCUGUUCCUCAGGAGUUGGAAACAGAACAAGUUCUAAUACAUUUGAAGUACAUAGAACAGCUGAGAUCUCACUUUGGUGCUAAAAGGAGAAAGACUUGAGUAUCACUAUUACAAAUUUAGGGUGCAGUGGUCGUUUUUCAAAUCUGAGGUGAGUGUUCAUAAACUACAAGUGAUUGAUAUCUCAAAGUUUCAAUUUAUAAGAAUUCCUUUUUGUCUUCGUGGAAGACCGGCUUAGAUCUUUAUGCAGGCAAAAGGUUUAGUAAUUCCACAGGAUGAACUUGUUUCAUUGUAGUUAUACAAUAUAUACAACAGUUGCCAGAUGGAGCUGCUGUUGUAAUUGUU
Messenger RNA from Theobroma umbraticum, 1822 nucleotides. RefSeq lists its product as uncharacterized. The record is from RefSeq and is a predicted model, not a curated record. NCBI's taxonomy places the organism in Eukaryota, Viridiplantae, Streptophyta, Magnoliopsida, Malvales, Malvaceae. Gene Ontology annotation, molecular function: zinc ion binding.